Messenger RNA from Anopheles aquasalis, 819 nucleotides. RefSeq names its product trypsin-1-like. Gene Ontology annotation, biological process: proteolysis. The record is from RefSeq and is a predicted model, not a curated record. NCBI's taxonomy places the organism in Eukaryota, Metazoa, Arthropoda, Insecta, Diptera, Culicidae. Gene Ontology annotation, molecular function: serine-type endopeptidase activity.
AUGAGUCCCUAUGGUAGUUAUCUGCUCUGCUGGAUACUUGCACUUGUCGCUGUCGCCGAAACGACCGCUCUGACAAACGAGCCGCGAGCAAACAACGAAGAACGCAUUGUCGGUGGCGUACCCGUGGACAUUCGCGAUUACCCGUACCAGGUGUCGUUGCGCCGUGGAAGACACUUUUGCGGUGGUUCCAUCGUAAACCACCGCUGGGUUCUGACUGCCGCCCACUGCACCAGAUCGAUUAACACCGGCAACCUGUGGAUUCAGGCGGGUUCGACCCAUGUAGACGAGGGUGGCCAACGGGUUCGCGUCCAGCGGAUCGUUCAGCAUCCAAAGCAAAACUCGUGGAGUGACUACGAUUUCUCGUUGCUGCUGCUGGAACAAUCGCUUAACCUCACGGACACGGUCCAACCGAUUGCUGUACGCAGCUCGUCCGCAGAAGAACUACCGGUCGGAACGCGGUGCCAGGUGUCCGGUUGGGGUAAUACGCACAAUCCGGACGAAUCAGCUUUGAUCCUGAGAGCGGCUACCGUCCCGCUGAGCAACCAUCGGAAGUGUAGCGAGGUGUACGCGGCCAUUGGCCCCAUCACGGACAGCAUGCUGUGCGCUGGGUAUGAUGAGGGAGGCCAGGAUUCGUGCCAGGGAGAUUCCGGCGGUCCACUGGUCUGCGAUGGCCAGCUGACGGGUGUGGUGUCGUGGGGUAAGGGCUGUGCCGAACCGGGCUAUCCGGGCGUUUACGCGAAGGUUUCCAAAGCCGCCGACUGGAUCCAGCAGACGCUCGACAAGCAUAUGGUAGCAUCCUCUGAGCCGUUUUUAAUCUGA